Messenger RNA from Maniola jurtina (meadow brown), 3717 nucleotides. RefSeq names its product HEAT repeat-containing protein 6. Lineage: Eukaryota; Metazoa; Arthropoda; Insecta; Lepidoptera; Nymphalidae. The coding region runs from base 174 to 3497 and encodes 1107 amino acids. The transcript has 16 exons. The record is from RefSeq and is a predicted model, not a curated record.
UUUUUUUGGGAAAAUCAAAACAAAUGUUUUUAUUUUAGGAAAAUGCUUAAAAUGAAUUUACUAUAGCAUUAAUUUACUAUCAUCUUUCAUCUGAUAUCUUUAUAAGACGAACCUUUACAUAUAAAAUUAGUGAGCGUUUGCAUUUUAAUUGAUUUUUCAGUGCUGAAAUUAAAAUGAGUGUGUCUCAGCAAUUCGCUUUACAUUCCGGUGAACUAUGCAGCCACUUAUAUGUAAAAGAUUAUAAUAAGGAGACCAUAAACUCUUUGAUCAAUGAGCUAAAUGCUAAGCCAUAUAAAGCUGAGCUGUUUGUCGGGAAACAGGAUGCAGCUGCUCUUAUAACUUCGCUGUGUGUAAAUAUCAAACCAAUAGAUGAAGUUUUGGCUGCAAAGACUUCCCAUUUAAUGAAUAGUAUUGUCACAAAGCAGAAUAUUCAAUUUGAUAGUGAUUACUUAACGAAAGUGAUAGCAUGGCAUAUUGAUUGUAUCAAGAAAUGUUCUGAUAUAAUUUUACCAGAUAUUCUGCAUAACAUGCAAAGCAUAUUGCAAAGCAAUCCACAUAGCGGGCAAAAGUUUAUCAAUGAUUUGAUUGGAAAACAAGGGUUUCUCACAAAAAUCAUUAGUGGUGAUAAAAGUAACACCUUAUCGACUCAGGACCCCCUGCAAAUAUGUUUGAUGGCUAUCAAAUGUGUUAUAAGUCUACUAACAAUGGAUGAGAACAAAUCUAGUAUCCAAACUGAUGUUAGCAUUGAAGUAAAAGAAGAAAUAUCUGAAAUUAUUGUCAACUAUUUGAUGAAAGGGUGCCCUAAGUCUCAUGAUGAAUCAAUUUACUGUAAAAUUGUCAUAUCAGCACUAAGAGUACUGUCACACCUUUAUUUCAAUGAACAAAAGGUUGAUAUACCAAUGCCGGAAGUAAUGGGGAUUUGUCGGUAUUUUAUUUUAUAUGGACUUGUAAGUCAAGGUAAUAAACCUGAGCGGAUAAUGCCAUCUCAGCAAACCGUUGCAGCUGCACCUGUUAAGCCAAAUCCCAAAGGUGGAAAGAAACAAAAAAUCAGGAAGCAAAGGAACAAUGCUAUAGAGAGCCUAAAAAAAGAGAUACCCGUUUCUGAUCGUAGUUUAAUGAAGGAUGUAGAUAAUUUUGAAAACAAUUCUGCAUAUAAGCCGGCCAGUAAGAAUUAUUUGGACCCCCAGAAGACUAAAACAUGUUGGAAUCUUACAAGCGACUCUGAUAUGUCAGAUGUUGAGAAUGGGAGGGAAACGAAGCUUAUCGCGUUAAGGUCGAGAGUGCGACAGAGUGCUGCAAAUUUGUUCUUAGUAGUUUUUAAGGUGAAAGAAAAGAAAGACAUAUUCGGCUACUGGUGGGCACUUUUACCAGAUUCUCCUGAUGAAAACAAUUGGUUGUUAGAAGAUAAAUCGAAGAAAACCCUUGCAUAUGCCGGCGUCACAGAUCCUAUAGCCAGAAGCAGGGCCAGUGCGCUCAGUGUGGUCCUGGCUUUAUUAUCUGGGCCCAGAGUGUAUUUGUCACAGGCAGAAAGUAGCAAGAAAAGCCACACUUCAUUCAUUCCGUUCUCGGUUUCUCUCGGCUACAUAAUAACUUGCAUGCAUAAGAUUCUAGUGGGCAUACUGGACAGCGAGAGAAGCCAUGCAGUUAUCUUAGUGGCGCUCAAAUGCUGUGCCGCAUUGGUACAGGCCACUCCUUAUCAUAAGAUGCAAGAAGGUUUGAUUAGCGAGCUUGUGAGAUCCACCAGAAAGUUUUUAGUACAUAGAGAUAUAACAUUACAAGUUGGUGCCUUAAUAACAGUAGGAUGCGUCCUGUCAAUAGAUCCUAAAGUGGACGAAACUUUAAAAGCAAUGGAGAAAGAUACAGUGAGAUAUAAAAAUCCAAAUGAACAAAUAAACAAGGAAAAUAUGCCUCUAAACGACGAGUGUGAUGACUUUGAAGAGGGAUAUUCUGACGACGAAAUGUUUACUGCUGUAGACUCAGAAAUCUGUGACGUAAAAGUUGAAAAUAGUAAAGAGACAUACUUUAAGUACUGGAUAUUAGAUAUUUGCUUUAAGAAUAUGGGAUGGUUGUUUAAGGAUAACCAAAUAACUAGGUGCAAACCAUCAGCGAUUCCAAUAAUCCUGGAGUCCCUCCAAGUAUUAUCAGCGAUUGCGUUUCAUCAUCUCCCAGAACUACUACAGUCGCACAUCACACUUCUGGCUGACGUGCUCAGUGAAAUGUUACAGCACGAACAUCAGGACGUGGUGUUACAGUCCGCAAGAACUAUAAGCAUUAUCGGAGAUGCCAUACAGAAACUGGAGCAACAAGAAAAAUCAAUACCCCUAAACCAGUGCGUGUAUAUGUGGGAAAAGUUGUUAACGCAUCUGUCUACGAUAUUACAAAAUCAAGAGAAUGUACCCGCUAAGGCCGUUGUUUGUGACUGCAUCGCUAAUAUCGGUGAAAAGUCUUUCAAGGAAUUACCGGGUCGCAUGCAGAUGUUGUGCUGUACACUACUAAUAGGGUUGUGCAGUGACGAGGAGCCGGCAGUGCGCGCGGCCGCGGUCAGAGCACUAGCUAUGGCGGUUAUGUACCGCUCACUGAGAGAGGACAUUGGUUUCGUAAGCGACUGUGGGGAGAAUAUACUUCGCGCGUUGGCUGAACCAACACUAGUAGUGCGUACUAAAGCCGCGUGGGCUCUAGGCACCCUUAGCGAUGCACUGGUUUUGAACAUGAAGGAACCGGAGAUUGAGGACAUAGAUGAUGACCUCUUGCUUCGACUACUAGAGGUCAGCAUCCAAUGCGCCAACGACAAUGAUAAGGUUAAAAUGAGUGCAACCCGGGGUCUCGGAAACCUUUUGCGGCUCAUCAAGAAUGACAAUCUACAACGCCACCCGCAAUUAAAGACCUUAUGCGAGAUGGCAAUAGGGAAGCUUUUGGAUUGCGCGUGUAAGGUCUCCAACAUGAAGGUCAGAUGGAACGCUUGCUACGCUCUCGGCAAUGCGAUGAAGAAUGAAGACUUAUUUACGUGUUUUAGCGGAUGGCAGAGCAAAGUUUUAUCCAGUCUCUGUACACUGGCUCAAGAGUGUAAGAAUCUCAAAGUGCGUAUAAACGCAGCGGUUGCGUUGCGCGCGCCCGAAAACAGGGGCCAAUAUGGCGACCAAUACGUACCACUAUGGCGGGGUAUUAUGGCUGCGAUGGAAAAUGCUGCCAAUGUCGCCGAUUUUAACGAGUACAAACAUAAGGAUAACCUUAUUGAACAGCUAUGCGUAACACUGGCUCAUCUAUGCUGCCUACUGAAGCCUUCAGAUUUACCGGACAUAUUGGAUCCUCUAAUCUUCCACUUCGACUGCGCCAAGUCCCUAUACACCCAGUCGUAUCACAAACUAGCCCCCGAAAACGCUUCCUGUAUGAAAAUAUUGCAAGCGGCGAAAUAUAUUACAGUUGAUUUGACGCCUGAGAAUGAAACGCAGUCGCAAUCUUUAGGAAUGCUUCAAGAAAUUUUCAUAUGGGACGUGUGAUGUUAACGGUAAAGGGUAAACAGAUAUAUUUUUUAUGCCAACGUAAAUUCAGCUUUAUGAACUUUUGCAUACGGUCAAAAUUUGUAUAAUUCCUGGGUUUCUUUUCCGAACUUGGAUGUAGCCAUUCGUUGUACGCUACGUGAAUUUAUAUAAUGAAAGCAAAACACUGAGGAGAUUGACACUGCCGCUAUGCCAAAGUAAAUAAGGCUUAAUUUGAGUU